AUGGAUUCAGGAAAUCACAGCACCAUCACAGAAUUCAUCCUCCUUGGGCUAUCUGCUGACCCUCACAUCCAAGCUCUCCUCUUUGUGCUUUUCCUGGAAAUUUACCUCCUGACCAUCAUGGGGAACCUGAUGAUGAUGAUGGUGAUUAUGACUGAUUCACACCUCCACACCCCCAUGUACUUCUUCUUGAGUCACCUCUCCUUCCUGGAUCUUUGUUUAACUUCAGUCACUGUGCCUCAGAUGCUGGAGAAUCUCCUGUCUCAGAAGAAAUCCGUAUCCAUAGACGGCUGCCUCACUCAGGCAUUUUUUGUGUUUUCCAUUGUAGGGAUUGAAGCUUUUGUGCUCUCUGCCAUGGCCUAUGACCGCUAUACUGCCAUCUGCUACCCCCUGCUCUAUGACCAGAUGAUGAGUAAACAGUUGUGUUGGGGUCUGGUGUGGGUUUCAUGGGGACUGGGCUUUCUGGAUGCUCUCAUUAACACCCUCGUGGCUUGCAAUUUGGACUUCUGUGAGGCUCAUGUCAUGCCUCACUUCAGCUGUGAACUGCCAUCUCUAUUCUCUCUGUCUUGCUCUGACAUCUCCAUUAACUUUACAGUCCUGGUGUGCUCUGCCAUC
Molecule: messenger RNA, 612 nt
Organism: Suricata suricatta (meerkat)
Lineage: Eukaryota; Metazoa; Chordata; Mammalia; Carnivora; Herpestidae
Product: olfactory receptor 8S1-like
Exons: 1
Biological process (GO): G protein-coupled receptor signaling pathway
Cellular component (GO): membrane
Molecular function (GO): G protein-coupled receptor activity; olfactory receptor activity
Source: RefSeq, a predicted model, not a curated record